Messenger RNA from Megalopta genalis, 1654 nucleotides. RefSeq lists its product as uncharacterized. Lineage: Eukaryota; Metazoa; Arthropoda; Insecta; Hymenoptera; Halictidae. The record is from RefSeq and is a predicted model, not a curated record.
CCGGUAGAAGUCAGUGGCCGCCACCCCAAUACUACUGCUACCUCUCGGGGUACAGCUCGACAGCACGAAGUUUACUUUUCGCUAUUAUAGUUAUAUGCUACGCGCAGACAAAUUCCAGUCUAGAAUGCAGUAAAGUUUUGUUUUACUAUGAGCCCGGCCGAAAUAUCCUGUGAUGGGAAAUGUUCAAUUGAAGUGCCAUUCGCAUCGGGAAAGAAAUAGAGGAUACACGAAUUGGAGUUCGCCGGUUACUGUCGAUCUACAGAUGAGAGAAUUGGAGCUCAUAAUGAAUAAUUCGGGUUGCGCACUGUGCAUACUCGAACCGCCGCCGGAUAUACUUCACAUACCGCCGCCUCCGUUCCCGGCUAUUUUCCAACAAAGUAGCAACGGCUUUCAUUCGCAAUCGGAUGUAUUGUCGUUUCCACCCGACCUCAAUGACAGUCCGUGCAAGCAUUUUUGCGACCGUCGAUCCGAAGGAGUGCAAUACAUAGAGAUACCCCAACAAGGUACAGUUUUUGACGACACGUGGCUAUUGGUCUUAAUAUCAUCCUGUGUGGGUGUGAUUUUCAUAGGAAUAAUAUUGGCGACGUUGCUCCUGAAAUGCAAAUUUAAUAGAAGUGGUAAGAACGGGGUAAUAUCGAUGCCAAACGCAGCCUCUGGUGUACAAACGAAAAAUGGAAGAAUUCAGAACGAAGCUGUUCUUUAUCCUUGCGCGACCGACACGAUACAAGAUAGCCGUGUCAUGUGGGCUACUCUGACGCCAAGGGGCACCACCAGACACUAUUUAGAGGAGCACACCUACGAAACGAUCGGUGGAGGACAAUUUCACAAACGUGCCUGUUCAACUACGCCAACUGAACAUGUAAAACUCAAGACUUAUGCGGACCCGCCAGUUACCACCCCAAUUCAAACCCGGCCGAAGGAUGAUAAAGCGUUUGAUAACACGGCAUUCGUAGAUUACGAAGAACCGCUCUCGAUAAAGACUGAUUAUUAUCAACUCAAUGACGUUUUGGAGCCGAACGAUUCAGGGAUACUGACGAUCCAGCAUAGAGGAACGUUGCGACCUCGUGUUAGCUCGCCGACGAGAAUCGAACAUCCAAACUUACCCCCGCUAAAUCUGCAUCCGAAUAAGAGAUCUUUUCGUAAGGGCUCUGCCAUACUGCAAGCCUCUGACACGCUGCUCAGACGCAGCAGCAUUACAUCGUCCACCUAUAUACCAACCAUAUAAAUUCGAUAUCCGAUCAUUUUUAUAUUAUAUAUAAAUGUCUUUAUACGAUAUAAGCAACGUGAACGGUACAUUACCGAUUUGUUAUCUGCACAUUACCUUAACGAUAAACAUGUAAUAGCCACGUAAGUCAAAUAAAACGACGUAAUCGUUGAAUGAGAUGUAUAAAUUAGAUCUGCAGUCUUUGUACUCACUUAAGGCUUAUGACUCUGAAACGUAGAAAUGUAAUAAAAUUACACACACAUUUAGACAUUUAAUAUAUUAUUAUAAAUAUAUAUAUAAUGCUAUAAGAAAAGUCGCCGCAAUACGAAACUACCUUGCGUCGAUCAAAUGAACAACCCCCAAAUAUCUCCGGAAUGAUGUAUAUACAAUAAUAUUCUAAUUUUUAUUAUGUAUGAAAUAUCGUAAGACCUAAUAAAAUGUCGAAACACA